Molecule: messenger RNA, 695 nt
Organism: Cryptomeria japonica (Japanese cedar)
Lineage: Eukaryota; Viridiplantae; Streptophyta; Pinopsida; Cupressales; Cupressaceae
Product: auxin-induced protein 15A-like
Exons: 1
Coding region: 59-499 (146 amino acids)
Biological process (GO): response to auxin
Source: RefSeq, a predicted model, not a curated record
UGGUUUUCUAGCCUUAGUUUGUAACUCGAAUUAUCUUGCUCUGUUUAACCAUUCUGCAAUGGCAAAGAGAAAUGGAAAUCCCCAAGUCCUGAUUGUGAGAUACAUAAUAAGAUGCCUCUUCAGGUUUGCCAAUGCUCACAAGGCAGUUGGGCAUGUUCUUACUUCAAAGAAAACAAGGUAUUUCAGCUUUAGGGACAAGCUCAUGGGCAAAUCAUGCGGUGCCCUCCCCACCGAUGUUCCAAAAGGUCAUUGUGCAGUGUAUGUUGGUAGUGAACUAUCUAGGAAUAUAAUCCCCACCAAGUAUUUGAAUAAUUCUCUGUUUAGGGAAUUGCUAGAGAGGGCGGAGGAAGAGUAUGGGUUUGACCAUAAGAUGGGACUCAUUAUUCCCUGUGAGGAAGUUGCUUUCAAGUAUCUGACAUCCAUGUUAGAGAAAAAGGACAUGAGAUUCAGAAAUAUGAAUCUGAAUGAGUUCAUUGAUUUCUACUCCUCCAGGGAGUGAGAUACUGGCAUUACAGAGUGUAAGCCUCUUCCGAUUUUGGUGCCAUAUCUGAGGACUCUUGCUUCCGCCCAUUUUGCUAAGAAUUGGCUGAGAAGAAAACAGACUCUCGAUAAGGGACCAAAGCCAUGAAAAACAUAGUUUUUUUGUGUCGAUGCCCAAUUGAGGCCACCUUUCUGGCAUUGUACGCAUCUGUACA